GCUGUGGCCAUGGGGCGCCUGGAGCCAGCAGGGGAGGGGGAGCCUGGUGGCUCUGGUCUCCCCUGGGGGCGCGGGAGGUCCAGCCAUGCCACUCAGGAACGAUGUCAUUCCCCUGGUGAAGGAGCCCCGCCCCCCACCGCAGGCCCCGCGUCCCUGGAUCCUCCCGAGCCUGUUUGCUGCCUUCAAUGUGGUGCUGCUGCUGGUUUUCAGCGGCCUCUUCUUUGCAUUCCCUUGCAGGUGGCUGGCCCAGAACGGGGAGUGGGCCUUUCCCAUCAUCACGGGUCCCCUCUUUGUCCUCACCUUCUUCAGUCUCGUGUCACUCAACUUCUCAGACCCUGGCAUCUUACAUCAAGGCUCCAAUGAGCAGGGUCCCACGGCGGUGCAUGUGAUCUGGGUGAACCACAAGGCCUUCCGCCUGCAGUGGUGUCCGAAGUGCUGCUUCCACCGCCCGCCCCGGACCCACCACUGCCGCUUCUGCAACGUGUGUGUGGAGGAUUUUGACCAUCACUGCAAGUGGGUCAAUAACUGCAUCGGUCACCGCAACUUCCGCUUCUUCAUGCUGCUCGUGCUGUCCCUGUGCCUCUACUCGGGCGCCGUGCUGGUCACCUGCCUGAUCUUCCUGCUGCGUACGACCCCACAGACCCUUUACCUGGACAAGGUCAUCGCCAUCGUGGUGGCGGUCCCCGCCGCCUGCUUCCUGGUGCCGCUCUGCCUGCUGCUGCUGAUCCAGGCCCUGUCCGUGAGCGCGGCCGAGCGCUCCUGCGAGGGCCAGUGCCGCUACCUGUGGGGAUACAACCCCUUUGACCAGGGCUGCGCCAGCAACUGGUAUUUAGCAAUUUGUGCACCGCUGGGACCCAAGUACAUGGCCAAAGCUGUCUGGCUGCAGAGAGUGGUGGAGCCGGACUGGGUGCUCAUGCAGAACCUGCAUUGCCCAAUGUGCCCCUCUGCACUCACCCCCUCAGCCGUCCCUGGGCCUGCGUCUGGCCCCCAGCCCCAGCCUCUGGCUCUCCACAGACCAGGAAACGCUCCCCCAGGGAGUGGGGAGGCUGCGGCCCUCCAGGAGCUCCCCGCAGGCCCAGUGCUGCCCCGGCCGCGGGAGGCCCCCAGAUGAGGCUUGUCCCUUCUCGCCCAGCGAUGCCAGGACUCCCUGCACCCGAACCUCCCCUCCUGAGCCCCGCCCUUGGUGGGAAUUCCAAGACCGCCUCCACUCCCCCAAAGUCCAUUAAACACCCUUCUCCUGCUGUA
Messenger RNA from Eptesicus fuscus (big brown bat), 1245 nucleotides. RefSeq names its product zinc finger DHHC-type palmitoyltransferase 19 (gene ZDHHC19). The coding region runs from base 86 to 1111 and encodes 341 amino acids. Gene Ontology annotation, cellular component: endoplasmic reticulum; Golgi apparatus. The transcript is spliced from 8 exons. The record is from RefSeq and is a predicted model, not a curated record. Gene Ontology annotation, molecular function: protein-cysteine S-palmitoyltransferase activity. NCBI's taxonomy places the organism in Eukaryota, Metazoa, Chordata, Mammalia, Chiroptera, Vespertilionidae. Gene Ontology annotation, biological process: peptidyl-L-cysteine S-palmitoylation; protein targeting to membrane.